AUGUCGGCUCUCUUUCCCUCAGUCCGCCCUCGUGCUCUCAUCUUCAAUGAAUCAGUUGCCAUCGAAACGUCCGAGGUGGUGUUGGGUAUCAAGUGCUGCGGGCUGAUGCAGGCAGAUUUAAUUGUUGACUUACGUUCGUCCCAAGAAGCAAAGAUAGGCAACAGCGCGUGCUGCUGCUGCUGCCGCUCGGCGGCCGCGGCAGAUGCCGACACCCACAGCCUCUCCGAUGGGGGAUUUGGGGUUGUGCAUUCCUCGAAGGAGUCUCAGGGCUCCCGCAUACUGGGGCCUACUACCCCAGAAGAAGCACGUGAGGUUGGGGAAGGGAGCCCUAUCGGUGAAGGCAAGAAUGCUGGACCGUCUGGACACGGCAAGUGGUCGUCUGGUCGAGGCGCUGGUAGCAGCGGCAGCAUCCUGGACGUGUUGAGCCGUGGUCAGGGAACCCUACACAUCGUCAUGCUCGGUCUUGACUCGUCAGGCAAAUCAACGGCCUUAUAUCGCCUCAAGUUUGACCAAUAUCUCCACACAGUGCCCACAAUUGGCUUCAAUUGCGAAAGAAUACGAGGAGCCACCGGUAAAGCUAAGGUGAGUGGCCAGCGAGUUUGCUUGCGCUGCUGGUUUGUGCCAGAUCACGUUCGAGAACUCCCAGGCAAGUGCGAGCUCUACAAGAUGGCCAGACAACCAGAGAACUCCCAGGUGCCUAUCCUGGUGCUGGCCAACAAGCAGGACCUGCCCGGCGCCCGCGACGGCGCCCACAUCGCGCGCCUGCUGGGCGUCGCCGAGCUAGGGACCAACCGCCUCUGGCACGUCCAGCCUGCGUGCGCCGUGACGGGUGAAGGGCUGGACGUCGCCUUGGAGCAGCUCUACGACCUCAUUCACAGGCAGCGCAGGAUCUCCAGGACCUGCCGCCGUAAACCCAGAUGAUCCUGCAGUGAUGGCGACUUUAAUGACCGGCGACUCCGGUGACCGGCAACUCCAGUGACGGCGACUUCUGAGAGAACUCGCCCAAGACCUCACAAUGUUCUCCGCCAUCUCACGUCGGCGUCGCAAAUGGAAAUAUACUGCCGCGAAAACCCUAAAUUUUUACGGCGAUUGUAAAUUUCCUGGGGAAAUAAAGCUAUGAUUUUACGACCGCAACCUGGGAGAGCAGAGGGCGUGGUCCAGGCGGCGGACGCUCGUACGUAACCGGGACGUUCCUGCCGGUCUUGUAACGUCCAACCGUUACAGGAGCCCGCACGCUACAGUCUGCUUAACAGGAUUCGCCUUCAACCUUUAAGAUUUUAUUAUCACUGCUCCUUCUGCUGCAUUACAAAAUUGAGGAGUUGGGCCGUGUUAAUCGUUUAAUUUGCUGGCUGAAGCACUAUAAAAAGACGAUCUGUUAGGCCUUUUGAGAAAGUGUUUGUCUUAUUUGUGAGUUUUCUUACUCAUAUCUGACGUUGGCGAUUUCACACCUUAAUUUUGAAACGUGAUGAAUUUGAGAAUCAAUGCUGGCAAUGUAUAUAUAAUAACAUUCUUAGAUAUGUAAAUGAGGGCGGUGUUUAUUAAAUGACAUCUGCUCUUCCCGAUACUGCCGGUCAUUAAGAGUAUACCAUGAACAGGAUUAAUCAUUCCUGUUAGGUAUAUACUGUUAUGUAUAUUACCUCAAAUUAGAAAGAAAUUGACCGGAUACGAUUCUGUGUAUACGAAUCUUUACUAUCUUCAGUUGUUAUGCGGUCAUUGAUUCUCUUGUAUUGUUUCAUUUUAGCCGGCACUUCCAGCGGGUGGAUUCAUUUCUUAAAUAAAGAGAAGAGGUGGAAACAACUCCUCUGUCUGUGCUUAACGUCUUCUAUUUAUUUCCAGGUACAUUAAUUAGUUCUGGAAAGAAUCGGGCUUACUUGAAGGUUGGAAUAAUUUAAAUCGGCUUCUUAAUAUUGUGCGGAAAAUUUCAGUAUUUAUUUGCGAUCUUCAUUUUUUGGUUUAGGAAUUACUGAUAUAGGCUCUGAGUUAGUUUGGUGCCUGCCUAGAGUGAACAAUGUACGCUCUUGUUCCGACGAUGUCUCUGAACUUGAAGUAUUCUCAUUAAAACUGUGGUAUGAUCACGGUUCCUGCUUUAGUUAUACGUGCAGGUCAUAAUAUAAGAGGAGACCCUUUAUUUAUUGACGUAUUGAUCAGUAUUAUUGUAAGUUAUGAUCCUGUUAUUAGUGUGUAAUGCGAAGGCUUCCCACCCCGAUCUGUUAAUCAUUCACAGGAAGUGAAUGAGCUGACAUAUUAAAUAGAUUAUCAUAAUAUAUCCGUCAAGUGUCGAAUAACUGUAGAUUACUCGUGCAGCGUGACUUCAUUCUGUGAUGUACAUGCGCGAUGUGUUGACAUGAGCAAAACCUCGGUAAUUUAAUAAAUAUUAGAUAACAACUCGACCUCGCUUCUGUUUUGCAAUGGAAAACUUAAUGCGGGCAACUGCACGCAACAUUUGUACCGGCUUCCCUAUGUGAAGGUAUGGCUGUACGUCACUUGCACCAGCCUUCUUAUGUUAAGGUAUGGCUGUACGUCAUUUGUAUCAGCCUUUCUAUAUGAAGGUGUGGCUGUACGUCAUUUGUGCCAGCCUUCCUAUGUGAAGGUGUGGCUGUACGUCAUUUGUGCCAGC
Hyalella azteca is the source of this 2617-nucleotide messenger RNA. Its product is annotated as ADP-ribosylation factor-like protein 4C. The transcript has 7 exons. The record is from RefSeq and is a predicted model, not a curated record. Bases 1 to 921 code for a protein of 306 amino acids. Gene Ontology annotation, biological process: vesicle-mediated transport; intracellular protein transport. Gene Ontology annotation, cellular component: cytoplasm. Lineage: Eukaryota; Metazoa; Arthropoda; Malacostraca; Amphipoda; Hyalellidae. Gene Ontology annotation, molecular function: GTP binding; GTPase activity.